UUGAAUCGGAUCGAAAAAUGCUGAUAGGUGAGCGAGGGCUGAACGGAAUGCAGCUUAUCUCCGAAGCGUGCAGUUGCGGGGCACAUUCACCCCACUUUCCGUCUUUACUACGGGAAUCCUUCACGACAGCCCAUCACAUAGGCCAACAUGCUAUGGAGACUCGAACAGGCAGGUCAGGCAUCAUGUCUCAGUUGUUCCUGCAUAGUGGAUCCUUCGCUCGAAAGCGACUGAUUGAUCAAUGUGACUCAUCCAUGAAAGUUUACAUUUCAGCCCUCAACCCUUCCAUCACUCCUAUUCAUCACACAUUCCCUUUCAUCAUCAAAUAUCCUUCCUCUUCUAUCUUGUCUUAGUUGAAUCCAUUUAUCGUCUCGCAUCUCAGCCUCCACAUCCCCACUCUGGACAAAUAAUGCCGCUUGAACUCCACCCCAUCACAACCUCAGACACCCUCAGCUGGACCCGCAUCCGCAUGCUCGCCUACCUCGGCCCCACCCACGAGCUCAUCCACGGCGGCCAGCCCAUCUCCGAAUCUUCCAUCCAGGGCGUAGCACGGGACCGCGUCAAGGAACUCGGCAAACGCAACACCUGGCACUGGAAGAUCGUUGACACCGACUUAUCGCCCAGUGGAGACGAUCCGGAAGGAAAUAGCGGCAGGACGAUUGCGAUCGCCGUGUGGAGUGCGCAUAAUCUCCCGGCGAAGGAAGUGGAGGGCAGCAGUAACGAACCGACAACAAAUCCCGCUGAAACAGCUAGUGAGGAGAGAGCAGAGGAGGAAAAGGAAAAGCCGUUCCUACCGCCCGAGCUGAACCUAGAAAUUCUACUCGCACUGCUAGGUCCUUUAAACGUCGCGCAAGCCGAGAUCAUGGGCUCCGCGCGCCCGUACCUCAUGCUCAACAGCUUGGCCACGCAUCCAGAGCACCAGCGGCGCGGCGCGGCGAAGAUGCUGCUGGACUGGGGGCUAGAGAAGGCGGACGAGGAGGGGUGGGCAUGCUAUUUGGAUACGAGUCAGACGGCGAGGGCGAUGUAUGAGGGAAGGGGGUUUGAGUUGGUGAGGGGCGUGGAGUUUGAUCGGGGAAAGUGGGGUGGGGAGGGUGUGGAUUGGCAUGGGUGUAUGGUUAGGGAGCCGCAGAAGGGGGAGGAGGGGAAUGCGCAGAGUGAUGGGAGGGAUUAGAUAUGCGUUUCGUGAAAGAGAGUUAAAGCUCUUUCCGCAUAUGUACUUUCUUC
Messenger RNA from Trematosphaeria pertusa, 1221 nucleotides. RefSeq lists its product as uncharacterized. The transcript has a single exon. Lineage: Eukaryota; Fungi; Ascomycota; Dothideomycetes; Pleosporales; Trematosphaeriaceae. The coding region runs from base 407 to 1168 and encodes 253 amino acids. The record is from RefSeq and is a predicted model, not a curated record. Gene Ontology annotation, molecular function: acyltransferase activity, transferring groups other than amino-acyl groups.